Uloborus diversus is the source of this 2810-nucleotide messenger RNA. RefSeq names its product venom phosphodiesterase-like. The record is from RefSeq and is a predicted model, not a curated record. NCBI's taxonomy places the organism in Eukaryota, Metazoa, Arthropoda, Arachnida, Araneae, Uloboridae. The coding region runs from base 254 to 2659 and encodes 801 amino acids. Gene Ontology annotation, molecular function: hydrolase activity; metal ion binding; nucleic acid binding. The transcript has 18 exons.
UCUGCUUGUUGUCGUGGCCAGAAACGAGAAAAUGUCCGUCUCGCCGCGCCAUCAGUGAAUCAAUUUGCUAGCCGGGUUUGCUUGUUAAAUUAAAUGCGACUCUAAUUUCAUCUUGUUCAAUCAAAAAAUGACAAAUCUUCAGCGGUAUGAUUCACAGCAUUCUUUUAGAAAUGUUCAUUGUUGGGAAGAGUAACAAAUUACAAGUGCACAUCUUAUUUCAACUGUAGUAUUAUUUAUUACUCGAAUCAUAAAAAUGGAAUUAAGUCCGAUGUCGAUGAGCAAUAAUUAUGAAGGUGUGUCUGGAAAUUCUAGGACACCCUGGUAUCGGAACAAGCGAAUUUUGAUGAUGGCCUUUGCUGCAGUUAUAUUCAUAAUUUCAAUUGGUGCUCUUCUAGCAAACGUAAUUCCACGUUUUAAAGGUAAGGGUAAAGGCGAUCCAGAAGUUAAUUUUAUGCGGCGAAAAUCAUCAAAAUCAAAAGUUUUUACAGCCCUGCCUUCAAUUACUUGGAAUGGUACGUGCCCAGAAAGAGCUGCAAAAUGUCCAUCUAGUUUUCAAGAAUCUCCACCGCUCAUUUUGGUUUCCUUAGAUGGGUUUCGUCCUGAUUACUUGUACAGGAGCUUCACUUCAACCAUACAAAAUAUUUCUGAAUGUGGCGCUAAGGCAAAAUUCAUGUAUCCUGUGUAUCCAUCCAAAACAUUUCCAAAUCAUUACAGUCAAGUAACGGGUUUAAAUCCCGCAUCUCAUGGCAUCAUCGACAAUCAAAUGUAUGAUCCGAAAAAAGGUCAACGAUUUAAAGUUGGAGAAUCAAGUAUGUUGGCACCAUAUUGGUGGGAAAAGGAACCAAUUUGGCUCACUGCAAUGAAACAAGGAAAAAAGGCUGCAUGUUUUUUCUGGCCAGGAUCUGAAGUGAAGAUAAAUGGCAUGUAUCCUACUCAUUACAGAAAGUAUGAUGGAUCAAUACCAUUUGAAGAGAGGGUUGAUCAAGUGUUGAAGUGGCUAGAUUUACCUGUUGAUUCAAGACCAAACUUUCUCACAUUAUAUGUCAAUGAACCAGACCAUGCAGCUCAUGCUUUUGGCACAAAUUCAAAUCAAGUGAAUCAAGCUUUGAAAAAGGUGGAUGACAUGGUUGCUAGACUUUUUUCUGGACUGCAACAGCGAAAGAUUGUGGGCUGUGUAAAUGUCGUUAUAUUAUCUGAUCACGGAAUGGCAGAUAGUGAUUGUAGCCAGGUAGUGGACCUCCGAAACCUCCUUGAUAUUUCAACAGUUUACUAUAUAAAUGGCCCAUUUGGUAGACUGCGCCCUAAAGGUUAUUUCGAUAAAACUAAGAUAAGAGAUACUAUUGCUUCAUCUCGAUGUAAGAAUGAACAUAUGAGAGUAUAUCCCAAAGAGCAGCUUCCAAUCAGGAUGCACUUUUCAGAUAACAAACGAAUUGAGCCAAUAGUGUUAGACCUAGAUACUGGAUGGAACAUUGUCAACAAGGAUGUGAAAUCAGAUCCUAGAAUUUGUACUGGUGGGACACAUGGAUACGAUAACCUGUUUCCAGACAUGAGGGCAAUAUUUAUGGCCCAUGGACCAGCCUUUAAGCAGAACUAUGUUGGGGAACCUUUUGUGAACACUGAGCUGUAUGAAAUGUUUUGCGAGUUAUUAGGCAUUUCUCCAAAUCCUAAUAAUGGCACCAGAGGAAGCUUGCAUCACAUGAUGACGUCACCUCGUUCGCUUCCAAAUCAAGCAGAGCCACCAUCUCCAGCUGUUCCAAAGCUUCCCAAAGAUGAUGCAGAAUACGAAACGAGAGUAAGCACUGCUGGCUGUUUAGGAAAUCAACCUACCAAGAUGUCUGAAGUAGAUAGUAGUGCUGUUACUGAAAGACGAAGUUUGCAUCUGCCAUUUGGAGUGCCAUUUGAUGCCCAAAAUAAUGACUCCCUUCGUUUGUUGUUUAAUAAUGAUUAUGUAUCUGCAUUUGAUGCUAAAUAUCGUAUGCCAAUGUGGACCUCCUUCACUAUUACCGGACAGAAAGAAGUUACCAAUGCAGAUACUAUCAUUUGGAAAGGUGAUCCAAGAAUUCUUCCGCAAGAAACAUCACGAUGUGAAGACUAUGCUUCAUCUCAAUUCAAGGAGCAAAGUAUUCUACAGAGACCACUCUAUCCUCCUAGCUUUUCUUCAGGAGCAGCCCAGGAAGAAGCUAAUUUUAUAACCAAUUCUGUUCCAAAGUCUUUAAAUCAUACAAAUCUUUUGGAAAAAACAAUGAAUCAGAUUCUCAGUCACACUUCAGAAGAAGAAAGUCAGUUGAACAUAGUCAUGGGACCAGCUUUUGAUUUUUCUGCCACCGCUGUAAAACCUGAUGUUAAAAUAAUGAAGAAAGCUCAAGAAAAAAGCGGUCCAUUGCUUGUGCCUACUCACAUUUAUAUAAUAACAACAUGGUGUGAAGACAAGAGUCUCACUCUAAAAACUUGCCAGUCAACAAAAUUAAAAACAUUAGCUUACUUAUUACCAAAUUUUCCUUAUGCGCAGAAUUGUGAGCCCGGUUAUAGAACUAUCGCAAGAAAUGCUGCUAGAGUUGUUGACAUUGAAAACUUAACUGGAAUCUCAUUUUUUACUGGACUUCCUAUUUAUGAUGCUAUACGCUUAAGAACAGCGAUGCCAGAAGUUCAACUUUUGUGAUGUUUUUAACUGCACUUUUAAUCUCUUUUUGUUACAUUUUUAAAUAUUUGAAUUUUAAUAAAUAUUUAAUAUUUAGAUAUAUAUUAAUAUGAUGUUGCAAUGAAAGUCUAUCAAUGUAUGUAUUGCAAAAUAAAUAUGUUUCAAUUUUGUA